UGUACUAGUAAUGAUGUCCUGUGAGAAAGGUUACAGUGACAAUAUGGUGUCUCUACGAAGAGAUGUGAUAGGAAAGGUAAUGAGUGUCUAUAAAGAAUCUUGUCCCAGUCUAGAGGUAAAAGAGUUAGUUAUUGAUCCUAAAGAACUAGCCUAUCCUGUGAAUACACCAAGAGAAAGGACAGUGUAUAGUGUAAAAGAUGUGAUAGCAGCAAUAAAGGAAGGAAGACCAUUUUUUGUCAAUAAUAAAGGGCAAACAGAAUUAAAGGAGAUCCUACCUGAUGAAUCAUUAUCAGAUAUUAGUAACCUGUCACUAUUAGGAGGACAUGUUAUUAAAGAAGUGAUUGAAGUAACUGCAGAAUUCAAGACACCAUUGACUCCAAUAAAGCUAGAUGAUAAAGAUCUUGAUACCGUAAUUGAAGAGCUAACAAUACUCAAUCAAUUAGAUUGUACUAAAUGGUAUCAGUUUGGACUUUAUUUAGGAUUAUAUGAUCUUAGACUAAAGGCUAUAGAUACUGACUAUAGAGGAAAGACAGUGGAGUGUUUCCGUGAGUGUAUGUCUGCCUGGUUAAGAGGAGAAGAUAAAGUGAGAGAGAAAGGAGGUCCCAGUUGGUCAUCAUUAGCUACAGCACUGGAUACAAUAGAAGAAAAAUGUAUUGCUAGUUACAUUAGAAAUAAACAUUGUCCAUCAAAAUAGUUAAUUGCCUAGUUCUUUUGUUUAUUGAAAUGUUUAUUUUCUUUUAUCACUUAUUUUGUUAAGAUGGCUGCUUAUAGUUUCUUACU
Messenger RNA from Amphimedon queenslandica, 780 nucleotides. RefSeq lists its product as uncharacterized. NCBI's taxonomy places the organism in Eukaryota, Metazoa, Porifera, Demospongiae, Haplosclerida, Niphatidae. The transcript has 3 exons. The record is from RefSeq and is a predicted model, not a curated record. The coding region runs from base 11 to 694 and encodes 227 amino acids.